AUGUAUCGUCCGCCGGCGAAUAUCCUAAUCAGUGAACCCUGUAAUGUUUCUCGACACGCCUCUUCAUGGGCGCCGAGCCAUUACUUGGCGCAUAAAACUUAUGAUCGUCAUGAUCGACAAUUAGGUCGACAAUCCAGCGUCGCGCACCCGAUGCAUCAAUUAAGGGAGGAGGAGCAUCACGACGGAAGACCUCUGGCGAUGAGCGCCGAUUCUCACAAUCGGGCGCCUGUACAGUCGAAUGAUGAGCUGCACCUACUUCGCGCUGAAGCCGAGGAGUCGAAGAAUGCCCUACUUGAUGCUCGCGAGAUGGCUGAGAGAGCUCAAGAUCGUGCGAAUGCUGCAACUGAGGCUGCUGGGCGGACUCGACGUGAGCAGCGGGUACUGGUUGAGCGCCUACGUCAAUUUGAGACGACUGCGUUCGAAGGACCCCAGUAG
Peronospora farinosa is the source of this 435-nucleotide messenger RNA. NCBI's taxonomy places the organism in Eukaryota, Oomycota, Peronosporomycetes, Peronosporales, Peronosporaceae. The record is from the annotation of a GenBank genome assembly.